AUGGCUUGUAAAUGUCCUGUUUUAUCAGUUGGUGACCAAUUCCUGGCCCCUGAAUACAUUUACUGUGAUAAUGCAGUUGCAGAUCUUCUGUCAAGAACUGCUGUUGGCUUUCUGACAGUUUCCAGUGUCAUUACCAUGUCAGCCCCUUUCUUUCUGGGUAAAGUUAUUGAUGUUAUUUAUACAAAUCCCAGUGAAGACUUCACUGACAGCCUGACCAGCCUGUGUGCCUUGCUGAGUGGAAUCUUUUUAUGUGGUGCUGCUGCUAAUGCUACUCGUGUCUACCUCAUGCAGACUGCAGGACAAAGAAUUGUGAAACGUUUGAGAACAACCAUGUUCUCCUCUAUUCUGAAGCAAGAAACCGCUUUCUUUGACAAGACCAGAACAGGAGAGCUGAUAAACCGCUUAUCUUCAGAUACAGCCCUCUUGGGCCGUUCAGUGACUGAAAACCUUUCAGAUGGCCUCAGGGCAGGAGCACAGGCGUCUGUGGGUGUUGGGAUGAUGUUUUUUGUGUCUCCUAGCCUUGCUGCAUUUGUUCUGAGCGUUGUGCCACCCUUGGCUGUCCUGGCUGUGAUUUAUGGAAGAUACUUGCGAAAACUUACUAAAAUGACCCAAGAUUCUCUUGCAGAAGCAACACAGUUAGCUGAAGAGCGUAUUGGAAACAUAAGAACAGUUCGAGCUUUUGGGCAAGAAGUGGCUGAAAUGGAGAAGUAUACAAAUAAAGUUGAUUAUGUGCUACAGCUGGCUAAAAAAGAGGCACUAGCUCGGGCAGGCUUCUUUGGAGCAACUGGCCUUUCCGGAAAUUUAAUUGUCCUCUCAGUCUUAUACAAAGGAGGAUUACUAAUGGGCAGUGCCUACAUGACAGUUGGUGAACUCUCAUCUUUUCUAAUGUAUGCUUUCUGGGUUGGAAUAAGCAUUGGAGGUCUAAGUUCAUUUUAUUCCGAACUAAUGAAAGGACUAGGUGCUGGUGGACGUCUAUGGGAACUUAUUGAAAGGAAGCCCCAACUUCCAUUUAAUGAGGGAAUCACGUUGGGCAAAGACACAUUCAGAGGUGCUUUGGAAUUCAAGGACGUUGAGUUUGCAUAUCCAACACGUCCAGAAACAUCCAUUUUCAAAGAUUUUAGCCUUUCCAUUCCAGCUGGCUCUGUUAUGGCUCUGGUUGGCCCAAGUGGUACAGGGAAAUCCACUAUUGUAUCCCUUCUGCUGAGGCUGUAUGAUCCUAUCUCAGGCACUAUCACUGUGGAUGGCUUUGAUAUCCGUCAGCUAAAUCCACUGUGGUUCAGGACGAAGAUUGGAACAGUGAGUCAGGAACCAAUUCUAUUCUCCUGUUCUAUUGCUGAAAACAUUGCCUAUGGUGCAGAGGAUCCUUCUACUGUGACUGCAGAGGAGAUUCAGAAAGUUGCUGAAAUAGCUAAUGCUGCUAGCUUUAUCAGUGAUUUUCCAAAAGGGUUUGACACUGUAGUUGGAGAAAAAGGCAUUCUGCUUUCAGGUGGACAGAAGCAACGAAUUGCAAUUGCUCGAGCUCUGCUCAAGAAUCCUAAAAUUCUUCUGUUAGAUGAAGCAACAAGCGCUUUGGAUGCUGAAAAUGAGUAUCUAGUGCAAGAAGCUCUGGACCGGCUGAUGGAAGGGAGGACAGUCCUAAUUAUUGCUCAUCGUUUGUCUACUAUUCAGAAUGCUGAUUUUGUUGCAGUCCUUGGCCAGGGUAAAAUUCUUGAAUGUGGAAAACAUGAGGAACUACUUGCAAAUCCAAAUGGACUUUUCAGGAAACUAAUGAAGAAACAAGCUUUCCUUCAGAAUAGUGAUAGCUUUGCAUUAGAUUUACAAUCCAGAGAAAAGGAUGUAUUAAAAGAAAAUGUAUGAGAGGAUGUAUGAAUAAUGGAAGCUUACGAACUACAAAGAGUAUAACUUAUGUUUGAGUUAUGUAAAGUAAACGUUAUAUUUUUCCAAAAUGUACAAAAUAUUCUUUUGAAACUUAAAUGUGUUUAAACUUUUUAUUGAAAGCUUUUUAAUAAUUAUUGCAACUUUUUAA
Molecule: messenger RNA, 2026 nt
Organism: Phaethon lepturus (White-tailed tropicbird)
Lineage: Eukaryota; Metazoa; Chordata; Aves; Phaethontiformes; Phaethontidae
Gene: ABCB10
Product: ATP-binding cassette, sub-family B (MDR/TAP), member 10
Exons: 13
Coding region: 1-1857 (618 amino acids)
Biological process (GO): transmembrane transport
Cellular component (GO): membrane
Molecular function (GO): ABC-type oligopeptide transporter activity; ATP hydrolysis activity; ATP binding
Source: RefSeq, a predicted model, not a curated record